AUGGUUGUUGUUACUAUUGCUGAACUGAAGCCGAGUAUGUCUGGAAAGAGGUCCUUUCGUCAAAAUUCCAGCAGUAUCAGGCAUGCCACUGAAUGGCCUAUUUCUGACGUUUCAAGUGAUAUUAUCGUCGAGGUUGGAGCAUCAAGCUUUGCACUUCACAAGUUCCCCCUCAUUUCUUGGAGUGGAAGAAUCUGGAAGGCGUUGAUUGACGCAAAGGAUGGGAGGAUUUCACGCUUGAAUCUUAAUUCUAUUCCAGGUGGAGCAGAGGCAAUUUGAGCUAGCUGCCAAGUUCUGCUAUGGGAUAAA
Messenger RNA from Hibiscus syriacus, 306 nucleotides. Its product is annotated as BTB/POZ domain-containing protein At1g03010-like. The record is from RefSeq and is a predicted model, not a curated record. The transcript has 3 exons. Lineage: Eukaryota; Viridiplantae; Streptophyta; Magnoliopsida; Malvales; Malvaceae. Bases 1 to 276 code for a protein of 91 amino acids.